Molecule: messenger RNA, 2193 nt
Organism: Euleptes europaea (tarantolino)
Lineage: Eukaryota; Metazoa; Chordata; Lepidosauria; Squamata; Sphaerodactylidae
Gene: KRI1
Product: KRI1 homolog
Exons: 19
Coding region: 1-2193 (730 amino acids)
Biological process (GO): endonucleolytic cleavage in ITS1 to separate SSU-rRNA from 5.8S rRNA and LSU-rRNA from tricistronic rRNA transcript (SSU-rRNA, 5.8S rRNA, LSU-rRNA)
Cellular component (GO): nucleolus; 90S preribosome
Source: RefSeq, a predicted model, not a curated record
AUGUCGGCGCCGGCGGAGCUGCGGGUCAACGCGGCCUUCGCGGAGCGUUACGGCCGGUAUCGCCGAAGGGAGGAGCUUCAGCGGCUGCAGGAUCGCUAUGGGGACGCAGGCGAGAAUGAGGAAUCGAGCUCUGGAUCUGAGGAGGAGGAGGAAGAGGAAGAGGACCUGGAGGCUGCUGUCGCCGAUGGCGCCUUCUACCGCACACUGGCCUUGCUAAAGACCAAGGAUCCCCGCAUCUACCAGCAGGACGGCUCUUUGGACUGCGAGGAAGGGUCCUCUUCAGGAAGCAAGAAUGAGAAACCGCGCUCAAAGAAGAAAGCGAAGCCGAUGUACCUGAAGGACUACGAGAGGAAGGUCAUCUUGGAAAAAGCAGGCAAAUAUGUGGAUGAUGACGAGGAUGAAGUAGCAGUCAAAAAUCAAUUGAGUUAUGUGGAAGAACAGAAGCAGCUUAAACAGAGCUUCCGGAAGUUUCUGGCUGACAGUGAUGAAGAAGAAAGGGAAGGGGGCCGUUCCCCAGACUUACUGCACAAAAGGGCCAAAACCAAGGAGGAGAAGGAACAUGAAAAGGCAGAUUAUAUCAACUGGCUGAAAGGUCAAGAGGAACCACAGGCGGAGGGGGCCCUUCAGGAUCUGGCCCCCCUUAGAGAAUACUGGAACGACCCCCAACUGGAUGAGAAGGAGCGAUUCUUGCGAGACUACAUCCUGAACAAAGGCUACGAGGAAGGAGGGGCAGGAGAGGAGGAGGAAAGGCAGCCGGCUGUGUCCGACUCCUCCGACGAGGGCGAGCUAUUUCUCAAGAAGCAAGAGGAUUUUGAGCGCAAGUACAACUUCCGCUUUGAGGAGCCUCAGGCCCAGCUGCUGAAAUCUCAUCCCCGGGUUAUUGCAACUUCCGUGCGCCAGAAAGAUGAGCGCCGGAAGGAGAAGCGCUUGGAGAUUCGUGAGCGCAAGAGGAAAGCGAGGGAGCACAAGCAGGAGGAGCUGAAGCAGCUGAAGAACCUGAAGCGGCAGGAGAUCCUCCAGCGGCUGGAGAAGCUGCGGGAGAUAACGGGCAGUGAGACCAACCCUUUCCAGGAGGGGCACCUGGAGGCAGACUUUGACCCUGCUCAGCACGACCAGCUCAUGGAGGAACUCUUCGGAGACGAAUAUUAUGGCGUGGACGAGGAAGAGAAGCCCCAGUUUGAAACCGAGGAUGGAAGUGAGGAUGAGUGGAAUUGGGACAAAUGGACAGGGCAGGAGGGCCCGGAGUCCGAAGCUGAGGCGUCGCUGCAGCAGGCGGAGGAGUACCAGCCGCACUGUGAGGACCCCGACUUUCUGAUGGAUGCUGACUACGACCCCGCCCAGCAGCCUGGCCCUUCGAAAAAGAAACGGAAGGCGGAACUCCCCCUGCUCGGCAAGAAGAAACGCCAGUCGUGGUUUGCGAGGGCCCUCCGUCGAGAGAAAAAGCCCUUUGACCCGGCGACUGAGACGUUCGAUAAAUACCUGGACGAGUUCUACCGCCUUGACUAUGAGGACCUGGUCGGGGACCUGCCUUGUCGCUUCAAGUACCGCAACGUGGUUCCCUGCAGCUACGGCCUCUCCACCGAGGAGGUCUUGGCAGCGGAUGACAAGGAGCUGAACCGCUGGUGUUCUCUACGGAAGACCUGCAUGUACAGAUCAGAGAAGGAAGAGCUGCAAGACAAGAAAGUCUACGAGUGCAAAGGCCAGAACGCCUGGAAGAAGCAACAGAUUCUGAAAUCCCUUUGGGCAGACGCGGGAGAAGCAGAAGGCGCGAAGGCACCUCCUGGCAAGAAAGGGAAGAAGAACCAGGAGAAGACCCAGCACCAGGAGCUGCCUUCGGAAGAGCUGCCCCCGGUCAGCCCGGCAUGCGAGGAAGAGGAGGGGCUCCGGCAUCCCAACAGCACUACCAGAAUCAUUCCGCAGCCAGUUGCGGGCAAGGAGGCCCCACCGACAUCCUCAGCGGGCCCCGAUCCGCCUGCUCCAGCACCCGGUCCAAGGCGAAGAGGGGGCAGGAAGGGGCUGCUGCUGGGCGCCAAGGUGCGGGUUGGAGGCGCCGAGUUCAGCCGCCACCGACUCCAGGCCUACGGCCUCAAUCCCAAGCGCCUGCACUACCACCAGCUGCUCCGGGAGAGACAGAAGAGGAAGCCAAAGGCGGCAGCCUCGGGCACGGCCAGUAAGGCGGGGGGAGCCAAGUAG